Molecule: messenger RNA, 2498 nt
Organism: Ichthyophthirius multifiliis
Lineage: Eukaryota; Ciliophora; Oligohymenophorea; Hymenostomatida
Product: zinc finger transcription factor sma, putative
Exons: 4
Source: RefSeq, a predicted model, not a curated record
AAAUAAUAAACAACAUGGAAUCUUUAACCUUCUAUAGUAUUAACAAACCCAAACGAAGAAAGUCCAAAUCCUCAUGUAAAGAUAUUUAUUGAUACCGAAAAAGCUCUAUCAUAUACAGAUGAAUUAGGUUGGAAUUGGUAAAAAGGUUAAAAUUUGCCAAAUAUAUCUAUUAGACUUGAAGUAAAAAAAAAUAAUACUUUAAUUUAUUUAUUUAAAAAUAAAAAAUAAAGAUAAAAGAUAUGUAGAUAUAAAAAACAUUAUAAUGUCCAUAAAACUUAUUUGCUCAUAUAUUUGCUGUUAAAGCAAUUAUUGAUUAAUAAGAUAAUUUUUAUUUAGUGGAUGUUGGAAUGAAAGGUGAAACAAAAAAUAAAUUAAAAAAUGGGCAAGCAUUUUUUCAAGCUAUAUAGUUUUCAUCCACUUCCUGUAAUAAUGAAGGAGUUAAAUUUCAUUUAGUAAUAUGUAUUUAUAUUUAAAAUGAAAAUCAUAAUUCACCUAAAAUAUUAAAUGCAACUAUAUCACCUCCUAUAUUUGUAAAUUCAAAGAGAUAAAUAAAGGAUUAUUAAAAUAUAAAUGUAAUUAAGAAAAAUUAAUAUAUUAUUAUAUAUAAUAAUAUAAAAUUAUAAAAAUAAAUAAAAUGUUUUUAUUAAAAAAAAGGAAAAAAAAUUAUAUAUUAUGUUUAACCUUUUGUGCCAGAAAUUUUUGAUAAAACAUUUAUUAAAAGAUAAAAUAUAAAAAGAAAUAGUUUAGAAAUUAUCAUAUUUAAUAAUUAAGAUGGACUAUAUAAUUAUUUAACAGCUCAAAAUAUACUUCAUAAAGUAAUAAAUUAAUAAGCAUAUAAUAAGAAAUAUUAUAAAAAAAAGAAUAUAUAAAAAUAUAAAUAUAUAAAAAUUUAAAAUUAAUAAAAAAGAAUUAUAUAGAUAUACAAAUAUAUUAAUAAAAAAUAUAUAAAUAUAUAUAUAUAUUUAUUUUAAUAGAGUAUUAAUUCAUAUAAUUAAUAAAAUAAAAUUAAAUAAAAAAAUGAUAAUUAAAUUUAUUUUUUAAAUUCAUCUUCAGUUUAAGAAGAAAAAAAAGAAACUUAAAACACUAAUAAAAAAUCUUUAAAUUAAUAAUAAAAAUAUAAAAUAAAAAAGGAAAAUAUAAAUAAUUAAAUUAAUUAAAAAGAAUUAUUAAAAAAUACACAAACGAUAUAAUAACAAGAAUAAUAAGAAUAUAUAGAAUAUUAGAAAUAAUAAGAAUAAUAAUCAUUAUAAUAAGUCGUUUAAAUAUAAAUAAAAGAAAAAUAAAUAUAAUAAGUCAAAUAAGAAAAAUAAUUAUAAUAAUCUUCAUAAAUAAAAUAAGUUUAAUAAGUAUAGUAAGUUUAAUAAGUUUAAUAAAUAUAAUAAGUAUAAUAAGUUUAAUAAGUAUAAUAAGUAUAAUAAGUUUAAUAAGUGUAAUAAGUAUAACAAGUAUAACAAGUAUAAUAAGUAUAACAAGUAUAACAAGUAUAAUAAGUAUAACAAGUAUAACAAGUAUAACAAGUAUAAUAAGUAUAAUAAAUUUAAUAAGGUUAGUAAUUACAAUAAGUAUAAUAAUUCAAAUAAAUAUAAUAACAAAAAAUAUAAUAAUCAAUUUAAUAAUAACCUUAAAAAGUUUUUAAUACUAAAAUAGAAAAUGUAAUUUUAAUUAUUUUUAUAAUUAUAUAUCUAUAUAUAUAUAUAUAUAUAUUAAAUUAGAAUAAUAUUUAAAUUGUUAAUAAUACUUUUACAUAAUAAAAUAUAUAAAAUAUUCCUUAAAUUAUUAAAUAAAUACCUCCUCCUACUGCUAUUAAUCUUACAGCUCCGGCUUAACUGAAUAUGUACUUGAAUUAAGGAAAUUAGAUUAUAAUGUAAACUCCACCAGCUCCACCUCAACCAAACAUAGCAUAUGUAAAUCCUUAAAUUAUGAAUAUGAAUCAUAAUUAAGGACUAAAUAUGGCUAAUGUUGUAAUGAUUCCUUUACAAUUAUAAUAACCUAUGAUGCAUUAAUAUUAAUAUCAAAAUUAAUUACCUUUUUAAUCCUAAGCUAAUUAUGUAUUGCCUUCUCCUGGUUAAGAUAUAUAAUAUAUGAUGGGGUAAAUUAUAUAUACUUAUAUAUAUUUAAAAUUUUUAAUUAGUUAAUAAAUGUUAGUAUGGCCUCAUUAAGGAUAAUAAUAAAACCCAUAAUAAAUUAUAUCUGGAGCUGUAAAUCAUUAGGGUAAUUUUUUAUAUAAAUUUAAUAAAAAAAUUAUUAAAUUUUUAAUUAGUAUAAAUGGCAAAUCAAUAAAUUUAAUAAUAAUAAUAAUAUUAAUAAAAAUGAUAAUAAAGUUUAAACUAUUUAUUGUUCAUUAUAAAAUAAAAAUAUUUAAUUUAAAUAAGUAUUAUUUUUCUUAAUUAAAAUAAAAAAAAAGGAAGAAUUUUUUCUAAUAUUAUAUAUAUAUAGCAAAAAAAUAUUUUUUAUAAUAUAUAUAUAUAUUAUAAUAAUAUUUAAAAAUAAUUUUUUGA